This is a messenger RNA of Sarcophilus harrisii (Tasmanian devil), 3196 nucleotides long. It is a transcript of the gene EXOC3L1, whose product is annotated as exocyst complex component 3 like 1. Gene Ontology annotation, molecular function: SNARE binding. The transcript is spliced from 13 exons. The coding region runs from base 706 to 2943 and encodes 745 amino acids. Lineage: Eukaryota; Metazoa; Chordata; Mammalia; Dasyuromorphia; Dasyuridae. The record is from RefSeq and is a predicted model, not a curated record. Gene Ontology annotation, cellular component: exocyst. Gene Ontology annotation, biological process: exocytosis; exocyst localization.
CAGGCAGGAAGAGAAAGGAAGUAUAUAUGAGGGAGGGAUGGAGACAGAAGUAAUGUCUGUCCCCUCCUCUCCCUUUCUCUCUUUACUUCCAGCUAUUUCCUAUACCCCUAACUUCUACUAAUCCCCAGGAAAAAGAAUAAAGUAAAGAAAGUGAGAUUGGGCAGCACAAAUCUGCUGGGGUCCAUUUGGGAAGAGGGGAUGCUCUAGGACAUGAGUUGGGGGUCAGAAAGCCAGACUUUGAGGACACAAGCUAAGUGACUAUGAUACCGCCACUUCCCUGGAGGGGACGUAGACAGUAGCUGUAGCUGUAGGUGACACAAAUGUCACACUAAAGGCUUACUUCAUGAUGAGGGUGCCCAGGCUAAGGCUGGCACUCGGAGCUUUCCCCACUGCCCUCAUCCAUCUAGACAUUAUGGAUCAUCCACAGGGCAUUUCCCAGCAGCUCCAGUGCCCACCCCUUCACCUUCAGUCCCUCCUCCACCCUCACCCGCCCCAACACACACUCCUCCCUCCCAUAUCCUGAGUAGGCUGGGCAGGAACCAAGCUGCCCCAGAGGAGCCUGCCUGGAGAAGAAUCCGCUUUGGCUUUUAAGCUGAGCUGAGCUUCCUCCAUAUUCAAGCUGAAGCUAUCUCCUCAUCCCCUAACAUCUAGGCUCAGUUCCAAUACCAGGCCUACCACCCCUCUUCCUUCACUGCUGCCUGAGCCAUGGGCAUGGAUAUGGAGGAGGAGCAGGAAUCUGGAGCCCCGCAAGACUCGGAGUGGCCAGAGCUAGAGAAGGCAGAAAGGUUGGCCAGAGGGGCAGCUCUGAAGUGGGCCUCAGGCAUCUUCUACAGCCCUAAGCAGCUGACCAGGCUGGACCGAUACCGAAGCCGGGAAGCCCAGAGAAUGUGCUCCAUUGAGUCCCGAAUCAAGUCUACUGUGCAGUCAUACUUGGAAAGUGUGCAGACAGGCCUUGAACAGCUGGGCCUGGCCCUGAAGGAGGUCCAGGAGGCUCGGGAAGCCCUGGCAGAGGCCCAGGGGGCCCUCAGGAGCCAGGCUGAGGCUGCCCACAACCUACAACCUCUCCGGGAGCUGGCCGAUCAGCACGGACAGCUGCAGGCCGUGACACUCCUACUGCCCCAGCUCUUGGCUGUACCUGAGGCCGUGGCCAGAACCCAGGCCCUGAUCAAGGGCAAUCGAUUUCUGGAGGCCUAUGAGGUGCUACGGGAGCUGGAACAGUUGCGGGAUGAGGUGUUAGAGCCCAUGGGGGGACCAGAGCUGGCCCUCUUUGAGGGCUUGGCUCCUCUGGGGGAGGAGCUGGGCCUCGCUGUGGGGAAGGUGGUGGGCUCCGCUCGGCAGCUGGCACGAGAUGACCCAGCCCUGCUAGUCGCUGCAGUGCGAGUGGCAGAGUUUGAGGAGGAGAGGGAUGCUCAGCUACAGUCACCAUCCCCCGGGCGGCCCAGAGCCUGGCGCCAGCGCUGCCUGGGGGCCCUUCAGAGGGCCCUGGAGGAAGCCUAUUUUGAGGCACCAGCUCCCACCCCUUCAGGCCUGGCAGGACACCUGGCAGCUCUUCGAGAAGCUCUGCCUGCUGAACUGGCCCUGGCUGAGGCCCUUGUAGCCCCUUGCUGCCCUGGAGAAUAUGGGAUCGUGAAGCUGUGGGCCCACACCUUGCACCUAGGCCUCUGCCAGCACCUGCAGCGGCUUCUGGACUCUGAGGACCUGGGCACCCAGGACAUCUUCACUUUGUUGCACUGGGCCCUGCAUAUCUACCCAGGGCCUGAUAUGAUGGGUCAUCCUGACCUCAGUCCUGAGGCUGACAUCUCUGAGCUAGAACCUUUGCUGUCCCCAGAGGCUGUGGACCUGCUGGAGAAAACAUACACAGAAAAACUGAAGUUAAGCAUAGCAGAGUGGCUGCAGAAGGCCCUGGAUGGAGAGGUGGCUGAAUGGUUGCGAGAACAGAAACCUGACAUUGACCCUGAAGGCUUCUAUCAUUCUUCCCUGCCUUCGGUUGUUCUUCAGAUCCUAGAUGAAAAUAUCCGUGUGACAGCUGUGAUCAGCACUUCUUUGCAGGAUAGAAUAUACAGCAUGGCCCUGAAGGAGCUGGGCACCUUCCUGAGGAGCCUCAUCAAAGCACUGGAACGUUUCUCCCAAGAGCACCUGAGGGAUGCAUCUAGGCCCCAUCACUACGUGCCCUACCUGCUAGCCUGUCUCAAUCACUACGCUGCUCUAAGUUCUUCAGUCUCCCUCUUGCAACCCAUUGGGGUGUCCACUGCCACUGGGGUCUCAGCCACCAUUGAUACAGCCCUUGGAGAUUUCAAGAGGAAGAUAUGCAAACUAAUCUUGGAUGCCUUGCUAGAGGAGCUACAGCCCAUGUUCGUUGCCCUGCCUUCUCGUCAGUGGCUAUCCAGCCAGGUGAUGUUGGACAGUGUGUGUGAGCAGGUAGCCAACUUCUGUUCAGGAUUCUCCAGAGUGCGGAGUCCCAUGGCUCAGAUGCUGCUGGCUGAGAGUGAGCGUGCAGUGGUGCUGGAGUAUCUCCGGGGCUUGAUGCAAGGAAAGCUCGUGUGCCGGAACUCGACGGAGAGGAUGCAGGCGUCGGAGCGAAUGUUACAGGACUCGGCCCAGCUCAGGGAGCUCUUCCUUAGCUUGGAGCUGGAGGAGAGCGCACAGACGGGGGCAGUUCUGGGUGCCCUGCAGGAGCUGUUCCGCCUCCAGGACCCAGCGCUGCUCAGCCUCGAAGUGUCCAGCUUCUUACACAAAUUCCCCGACGUGAGCGAGGAACAUAUCGGGGCGCUCCUGGACGUGCGCGGGGACGUAUCCCGGGAGCAGCGUCAGGUCGUCUUGGAGACUAUGCGGGCCAACCCUCCCCCGUCGCCGCCGCCCGACGGCCACCGCCCGCUCUUCAGUCUAGUGCCGGUGCCCUCGCCUCCGUUGGCCUUCUGCUUUUCCGCCGGGACCUGUUCCUGAGUGGGCAGCAGCGACGCAACCCCCUCAAUAAAGGCCCAGAGCCGCGGCUCUCGAGUCUGUGCGUGGGGGGGGAGCGGGAUUAGCUAGCAUCCUAGCAUCCUCCUUACUGGCCGAGCAUCCUUACCUAGCAUCCUCCUUACUGGCCGAGCAUCCUUACCUAGCAUCCUCCUUGCUCGGCCGAGCCCGACCGUAGCAUACCCAGUGCGCAGGGAGGGACUGGGGAAGGGGGAAAGUCCAGGAUGGGGAUGGGGCG